UCGCCACGGGCCAAUGGGGCGAGGCCGUGGGCGGGGCCGGGCAGACGCCGGCCAAUCGACGCGGCGCUCGGGAGCCAGUGGGUUGGGUUGCGGUCAGCUCGGGGGAGGGCUCGGUUGCGCCGAGUCUGUCAGGCUGAGGUGGGGGAAACGCGCACUCGGGCGGAGAGAGAAGGCCGGAGGGAGACGCGGGCAGGACGCCGCCGCAGAAGCAGCACGACCGGCGGCGGCGGCAGCAGCAGCAAGCAGCCAGGGGCAGUCCGGAGGCGGCGGCAGCGGCGAAAUGGCGGCGCCCGCCCAGGUGUGCGAGAACAUCCGGAUGCUGCUGGAGGCGGCCGAGUUCCUGGAGCGCAGGGAGCGAGAAGCUGAACAUGGCUAUGCUUCUAUGUUACCCUACAGCAGCAAGGAGAGAGAUGCCUUAAAACGAAGAAAUAAGUCCAAGAAGAAUAGCAGUAGUAGCAGAUCAACACAUAAUGAAAUGGAGAAGAACAGACGUGCUCAUCUGCGACUCUGUCUUGAGAAGCUGAAAGGGCUGGUGCCACUUGAACCGGAGUCCAGCAGACAUACCACGUUGAGUUUACUAACAAAAGCUAAAUUGCACAUAAAGAAACUUGAAGACUACGACAGAAAAGCAGUACACCAAAUAGAUCAGUUGCAGCGAGAACAGCGGCACCUGAAGAGGCAGCUGGAGAAACUGGGCAUUGAGCGGAUAAGGAUGGACAGUAUAGGGUCGACCGUUUCUUCUGAGCGGUCGGAUUCCGACAGAGAAGAGAUUGAUGUGGAUGUGGAAAGCACAGACUACCUAACGGGGGACCUGGACUGGAGCAGCAGCAGCCCGAGUGAUUCAGACGAGAGGGGGAGCUUGCAGAGCGUGUGCAGCGACGAGGGCUACUCGAGUGCUGGCCUCAAGAGAAUAAAGCUGCAGAACAACCUGAAGGCCUGUCUCAGCCUCUAAGGAGCCAGUCACUUUCCCCAUCCAUUGCUGUUUUCUUGUUGGAUCUUAUUAGGUAGUAUGUUGGACCGUCCCACAAUUCUCUUGCACGUAAACUUCUUGUACCACCAACAUUACCAAAAUCUGCUUUGCCUAAGUCUGAAAACAUUGCAUAGGGUUGUGGGUCACAAGCUACUCUCUGGAGCACACCUCUGAUGGCAUCCACUAGCUUCUCUUUUCUGUCAGUGAACUCAUCUCUAUGAGACUGAACAUUCCAGCCCAAUUUCUCAGCGCCUAAGAAUAUUGUUGCGGUAAUAGCGACAUACAUGUUUUGCCUGUGCUGCUAUUGUGCUAGACACACCUCUUGCCGUGGGGGAGAUGGUACCAUUUGGUGUCGGGAAACAGUAGCCAGACUAGCCACUAUUCUUCAGACAUGACCUCUAUAGAAGAAGCUCAGCUCUCUGGUCAUUUAGAGCAGGAAAUUGGCAUGACACACUGACAAAACAUUUGUGGGGGAGUUAGGAAAUUUCCCAGCUACUGUUCAGAAGUUUUAUUCUGAAGGGUCCCAAGUCAUUGCAGCUGUAGCGUAGCAUUGCUGGUGCAGUCCUUCUGCCGGUACUGCAUCAGAGUUCCUUUUGGAUUCUUAAUUCUGAGCCAUCCUAGUCGGAAGCAGUCCUGGAGGGAGAAGUUGGAGACUGGCAGUUGGCAGAACUAUCGGAAGGACAGAAUCGGGCUGGAGGCUCUUGGCAGCGGGGUGGGGUCGGUUCCCAGUUCCAGCCAAUGACUCUGGGCAGACGCUUCCUCUCGGUAUAUUUGAUGUCAAAAGACCAAAUGGUCCUUCAGAUGACUCCUUGUGCAAUCUUGAUUACGAUUGUUGGCGACAUUUACCUUUUGCUCCUAGCUGCUAAGUUCUGCUUCUUGUCUCUGGGACAAUUCUUACUACCUCAGAGAGAUGAACAAAACUGAUCUCGAUCCCAUUAGCACAAAAGAAGAAUUAUGCCUCAUUUGUAGACUUGGUUCUAGUCCAAUCUGUUUACUUAAAAAUUCAGCAAUAACAGAGUGACAAAGUUAGCUGUGCUAGCUUUGAGUUGUUAAUGACUGCAGAGACUGCAUUCCAGUCAUUCCAUGAAGCCCUCCCGGCUGCCUUAGCACUUCCUUGCCUGUUGGCUUAAAUUAUUUGGUAGCCCUCUGAAAAUGGCUGGCAUGUGGAUUCCGGGUUCCCCACUUUAAAACCUCAUGGUCUCUUUCUGCUCUCUUUUCGCCCUCUCCAGGGUCGCACCUUCAGAGCAUUUAAGCUAAAUAGAGCUUGUGCAAAUGUAUAGGUGGCCUAUGAAUAGUACUUACUCACUUUUCUAUAAACCUAACAUAGUAACAUUCUUAUGAUUUUGUGCUUUUAUAGAUGUUUAGAAAACUUUGUAUGUCAAGGCCUACUAGUGAAGAGAUGUCCUUAGUCCUGUCCUCUUUGCUUUCAUCAUUAAGGUUGUGCCUGCCUGGCCGAUUCCCCAUGACUCUUAAGGCUGGUGCUGGAUUGUGUCUGCAGCUCACAGGGUACCCGAGAGCCAAUUCACUUCACUUCACUGCACUCUGAAAGGGCUAUGUCACUUAUUUAGCUUCAAACGGUGGUUCACGCUUGCUUAUAGGCUAUGACCAGAGCUGCCAAAAUCCACAAGGACACUCUGUCAAAGUUCCAAAUCAACAUUGUACAAAUGAAAUUUGAUUUCUUCAGGAAGCUUGAAGCUCGCUCUUUGGAUAAUUUUUCCAAGAUGGGAAGUGAGGCUAGUGGAUUGCUAAAGAUCUCCAAAGCUAUUUCUUUUGAGUGUGCUAUCUUUAAGAAACAAAUGAGAGCUGGAAUUUUCAGGUGUCCAGCUGAGAUUUGCACUGAACUCCUACUUGUCGGAGGCCUUCUUGCAUUUAUAAGCUGGCUUUGAAGCAGAAAACCCUUCAGAGAGCUAGCUCCCCACCUGGAAGCUUUGGAAGAAGUUGAGUAGCUGCACUUUGAGGUCCUUUGCUCCGACACGUUUCUUGCCUGAGACCGUUGAGCUUCUAUAUUUGUUAAUGUGUUGCAUAAAACUGCCUCACAAAUUCAACUCCCAAGUUGUCACCUUAAGGUUCAGAGUAUCUUCAGAUUUGGGGGGCGAUUUGGUGGGGCAAAUUUAAAUUACAAAUUUGUGUACUUUUUCUUUAGCAGUAACGAGUCUGAAGGAUUCAACCUUAUGUGUUUCAUUGUUGUGCCUUUUUGAAUUAGUUCCAACAGGGCACAAUCUCCUGCUAACAUCUCCUGGGCAGUGGUCCUCCUCUUCCCCACCCCAAACAUCUAAAUGAAUAGGAGCAGCAACAGACAAGUGUUUGCAACUGCUUUCGUUUUUGUGGUGUUUGGAAAGGAGGUGUUCCUAGUGGGUUGUGCCCCUUUCUCCUCGCCCUUCCCUUUUUUAAAGUAAAGUAUUGUGGGAUUUUUUUACAUUUUUUUUUCUGGUCCCUGUUGUGAAUCAGUAAUUGAUCUUUGCACUGUCUGGAUGUGGUCCUUUCAAAAUUUGGGUAGCACAGAAAAUAUUGAACUCUUGCAAAUGAUGCACUAAUGUCAAAAACUAGCCUAUGGAGGCAUGUGGUGUUUCAAAAACAUUGAGGCAAAUAAGAGCCCUGUGGGCUCCAGGGACCCUCUCAAAAUGUCUUGGUUAGGAUUGCCCUUGGCAGCUCCCAGCUGCUGUGGUCCCCUUUGCUGCUCCCUCUCCCACCCCCUCAGGCAGCUGCAGUGGAGAAAUGGGCCCGCUUUGACCUGUCGCCCGAGCAGGGUGGCUACUCCAGGGAGGGAGGACACUCCUGCUGACCUGCUUAGGAAGGACUGUGUGGUUACGCGCCCUGCCUGUGUACAAGCCCCACAGGUGUGGUCAAAUCACACAAUCCACCCAAACUGCAUGAGCAGAAGUUUCCAGUUCUGCAAGGACAACUCGGGAAGGGUGGGGGGGCAGCAACCACAGAGACAGCACCAACCGUGUUACUUGGGUAACUUGUAAAUUGGGCCAUAGAAGCAUCACAUUCUGGUCCGGCCAGCCUUUUUCUCGAAUUCACUGAUCCACCAGCAUUAUUACUCAAUAAGCUGCAGAAAAUUAGACUUUUAUAGAUUGUUUAAAAGGGGGAGCUGGGGUUGCUUCUGUAUCAGUUUACAGCUGAGAGCCACGUGUGUGUUUGUGCACGCAAAUACGAAAGUGUGUGUGGGUGUUUAUAAGGUCACACUAACUGCUUCUGCACUUGGUAACUUUCAGUGCAGACAGUGAAUCCGGGACACAUGUGAUUGGAAAAGGAAAUCCAAAACCUGUGCUUUUGCUGAUUAGAAGUAAAUGUGGAUGUUGGGGUGACAGUCUGAAGUAUCCGAAAAGUAUUGUCUGUACCAGAGGAACCUUUUUCCUGAGUGUUGAACACCCAGAACUUUAAUGAUUUUUUUUUUAUAUAAAGCAGAGCUUUCAAGGUGCUGAUAGGCACAUCUGGUGAAUUCUUUUCCAGGGUUGGUGUAAACACCCAUUUGGGAUCAAAUUCAGAGCACUUAUUUGAGACGUCCAGUUAGGUGCCACAACCCCUUCCGCCCUCUUUGAAAUUCCAGCGCUCUGGGCACGAGCAGGCUGUGUUCUGCCCACUGCCCUUCUAGCACUUUGUUCUCACAACAUGGCACCUCCCUCUUGCCCGCCCCCCCCGCAUCGUUCUGGUUUCUUGCCAGAUCCCUUACUCUCUGAAGCAGAGCUCCCAAACACAGCCACAAGACGGGAAGCCCCUGUGCUCUCUGGAAGGGAGGGAAGGGUUGUUUUCAAGUGCUCACUGCCUAAUUAGAGUCAACAGAGGCAUCUGGUGUGCUGUCUAGCAAUACAUUGGGACUCUGAGUCCUCUUGCCCCCUUGGUAACCAAUUUCAGGUUUUGACACUUACUGUAUUGGGAUGAAUUCUGCUUUUUCUGCCCAGCUGUGGGUCUGCUCCCCUGAUUACAGGUGUUCUAUGGUUUCCUCUUCUGCUGCUUUGAUCUAAGAGCUGUUUUGCUUUGCUAGCACAAGGGUUUGGUUCCUGUGCGCUCUGGCCACCUGCAGCUCUUUGAACAGCUGUGCGAGUCAGUGAUGCUUUGGUCUGGAAACUGCUGAGCAAAUGAAGUAUUUCCCACCCUGCCGGGUCUGUGUAGCAAGCUCUGCUUUAUAGCAACCCUCUUUCUCUUGAAUAUGAGCGCCAGGUCGGGUGAGUCUUGGGCCCAGCCUGGCUGCUGCUUGCUUGCUGCAACAGCUGUUCUCUUCUGAAGGGCCCAGUGAUCUGACUCGUCUGGAGUUGCCUGGCUUUAUUUUUGUGCUGCUGUUUCUGAUUGACCUAGGAACUCUUUCUCUUUUUUCAAGGUGCUCUUAGCCACACUUGCUGUUUUGAAUCUUGACUUUAGUUUUGGAGUCUUCCAAAUAAAAACACCACCUAAACAGGGGAGCAGCAGAUGGGGGUGGGGGGGAAGAGACAGGAAUUCAGUUUCCAAAUGUUCAGUCCCUGAUGUAAAUACCACGUCAUUUUAAAAAAAAAAAUCCUGUGUCAAGACCAUAUAAUGGUGCUUUUUAUUACAGUUAGCACAUGCAUUUUUAGAAAGUACAUGUUUUAGAAGAACCUUGCUGUGUAUAUGUAUACUUCUGUAUUGUUCAACUGUUAGAAAAUAAAUUAUUUCAUUAUUA
Molecule: messenger RNA, 5609 nt
Organism: Hemicordylus capensis (graceful crag lizard)
Lineage: Eukaryota; Metazoa; Chordata; Lepidosauria; Squamata; Cordylidae
Gene: MXD1
Product: MAX dimerization protein 1
Exons: 6
Coding region: 14-952 (312 amino acids)
Biological process (GO): negative regulation of transcription by RNA polymerase II
Molecular function (GO): protein dimerization activity; DNA-binding transcription factor activity, RNA polymerase II-specific; RNA polymerase II cis-regulatory region sequence-specific DNA binding
Source: RefSeq, a predicted model, not a curated record